AUGUCCGUAUCAAUUUUAUUAUUGACCUGUAUACUGGCAACAUGUAUAGCUUUGGUUCUUUAUGGCAAGACUUUAUUAGGUAAGAUUUAUUUGCAUUGUUCAAGCCCUCCAAAGGAUUUACUUACAAUAUUAUCUACUAAUAAGGUAAUUGAAUUAGGCAUAAAAAAUGGACCAAUUAGAAAAGAAUUAAUAUUAUCUAGUGCCAACCCAUCAGUAUUCAGCACUUACGAAAAUCCAAAUCAGAUAAUUAUUCCGUCAAAUGUAAUGGUAUCAAAAGAUUAUGGAAAGAGGAAACUAUUUGGAUUCUUUCAUCCAUAUUGUAACGCUGGUGGUGGUGGUGAGAAAGUAUUAUGGAAAGCUGUUGAAUCUACAUUAGCAGAUGAUGCAAAAAAUGUUGUCGUUCUUUAUACAGGUGACAGAGAUUCUUCUCCAAAUGAGAUCUUAGCAAGCGUCAUUAAGAGCUUUGAUUAUAAAUUAGAUGAAAAAAGAAUUGUAUUUAUUUAUUUGAAAUACCGUUAUUUAGUGGAUAGUAAGACUUGGCCACAUUUCACAUUAUUAGGUCAAGCUAUUGGUUCGAUGCUUUUAACAUUAGAAGCUAUUUUGCAGUGCCCCUGUGAUAUUUGGUGUGAUACAAUGGGAUAUCCAUUUGGUUACCCAAUUGCAAGCAUUUUAUUGAAAGUUCCAAUCGUUACCUAUACACAUUAUCCAGUUAUUUCUACUGAUAUGUUUAAUAAAUUGUCUGUUUCAAUUAAAAGUCCCCUUGAUAUUAAAACAAGAUUGAAAUAUUGCUAUUGGAAACUAUUUAUGUUCUGGUAUCAAAAUGUUGGAUCGUAUGUAACCAUUGCCACAACAAAUUCUACAUGGACGAGCAACCAUAUUAGCCAGAUCUGGACUAAUAUUAAAAAUCAUAUACUUUAUCCACCUUGUUCAACUGAAAAACUAAUAAUUCAAAAUAAAACUUGGGACAGAAAGAAUCAAGCAGUAGUAAUUGCACAAUUUAGACCAGAAAAGAGACACCAAUUAAUUAUUAAAUCAUAUGGUAAAAUAUACCAUCGAUUACUUGUUGAAGAUGAAUCCAAAUUAAAAAAUUACCCAAUAUUAAUUUUGAUCGGUUCAACUCGUUCUCAAGCUGACAGAGAUUAUGUCAAAAGUUUACAAGAUUUAGCUUACCAUGAAUUAAAAGUUCCUCAAAAUAGAAUCAUUUUCCAUACUGAUUGCUCGUAUACUGAAAUGAAACGAUAUUUACAAGAAUCAUCAUACGGUAUCAAUGCUAUGUGGAAUGAACAUUUUGGUAUUGCUGUUGUUGAGUACGUUGCCUCUGGCUUAAUUCCAUUAGUUCAUGCUUCAGCUGGUCCAUUAUUAGAUAUUGUUGUCCCAUGGGAUAAAAGUAAUCAUUGCCAAGCUAAUAUAACUUCUGAUGAAACCAGAACUGGUUAUUUCUUUAAAAGUAUUGAAGAUCCUGACUAUUAUGAUUCUCAGAAAGAGAAAUCUAAAACCGAUUACCCAUCAUUGGAUGAAAUAUUACUAAAUACAUGUGAGCUUGAUAAUAAAUCAAAGUAUGAGAUAUCAGAAAGAGGUAAAGAAUGUGCAUUGGAAAAAUUUUCAGAUGAAAAAUUUAAUAUUAAUUGGAAAAAAUAUGUCUUGGACGCUUUGUAA
Henningerozyma blattae CBS 6284 is the source of this 1656-nucleotide messenger RNA. It is a transcript of the gene ALG11, whose product is annotated as alpha-1,2-mannosyltransferase ALG11. Bases 1 to 1656 code for a protein of 551 amino acids. Gene Ontology annotation, molecular function: GDP-Man:Man(3)GlcNAc(2)-PP-Dol alpha-1,2-mannosyltransferase activity. Gene Ontology annotation, cellular component: endoplasmic reticulum membrane. The record is from RefSeq and is a predicted model, not a curated record. The transcript has a single exon. Gene Ontology annotation, biological process: protein N-linked glycosylation. NCBI's taxonomy places the organism in Eukaryota, Fungi, Ascomycota, Saccharomycetes, Saccharomycetales, Saccharomycetaceae.